This is a messenger RNA of Anisakis simplex (herring worm), 243 nucleotides long. The record is from the annotation of a GenBank genome assembly. NCBI's taxonomy places the organism in Eukaryota, Metazoa, Nematoda, Chromadorea, Rhabditida, Anisakidae.
AUGGUGAACGUGAAAAACGAUUGCCAAACACAUUUGUUGGGUGAGCAUCUUGGUUCCGCUUACAAACUGCUACAGUUUCACGCACACUGGGGUCCGAAUCAAGCGUAUGGCUCUGAGCAUAAAAUCGAUGGAAAACCGACAAGCGCUGAGGUACAUUUCGUAUUCUGGAACACUCGUUAUGAAACAGUCGAUCAAGCAGUUGAAAAAGGCGAUGGUCUGGCGGUGAUCGGUGUACUCUUAAAG